Messenger RNA from Rotaria sordida, 789 nucleotides. The record is from the annotation of a GenBank genome assembly. NCBI's taxonomy places the organism in Eukaryota, Metazoa, Rotifera, Eurotatoria, Philodinida, Philodinidae.
AUGAUUAUUGAAGUAAUUUUCACUAGUGAUCGACGUACGACAAGUCGAUGGGAACAAGGAACAAAAGUAGAUCGAGAAAUAUUUACGUUUAUUAAUUUUACAAAUAUUGCAUCUAGUAUAGCCAUUGUAACAUUUCGCAAUGGUAAAUAUUCAAAUUGUGCUGCUCUUUAUAUUAAUCAAGAUAGUAAUGGUAUUCGAGUUGGAGAUCAAACAACAUCUCUGCCUUUUAAUAAUCUCUCAACAUAUUUCAUUUUCAUUCCAAUGGCUACAACAACAACUCAAAUGAAACGUCCUGCACUUGGUGGUGGUGCCAAAAAACGACCAACAGGUUCUCGACCUGAAUUAACUGAAGAACAAAAAACAGAAAUUCGUGAAGCUUUUGAUCUAUUUGAUGCUGAUGGUUCAGGAACAAUUGAUGUUAAAGAACUUAAAGUUGCAAUGCGAGCAUUAGGUUUUGAACCAAAAAAAGAAGAAAUAAAAAAAAUGAUAUCUGAUAUACAAAAAGAAAAUGCAGGUACAAUUGAUUUUAAUGAUUUUCUUCAAUUAAUGUCACAAAAAAUGGCUGAAAAAGAUUCAAAAGAAGAAAUACUCAAAGCUUUUCGACUUUUUGAUGAUGAUAAUACAGGAAAAAUUUCAUUUAAAAAUUUAAAACGUGUUGCAAAAGAAUUAGGUGAAAAUUUAACUGAUGAAGAAUUACAAGAAAUGAUUGAUGAAGCAGAUCGUGAUGGUGAUAGUGAAAUAAAUGAACAAGAAUUUUUACGAAUUAUGAAAAAAACAUCAUUAUAUUAA